AUGUGUCGAGACGAGAACAUAGAUAGUCUGUUGUUAGCAGUUAUAUAUCGAUACGAGAACAUAGAUAGUCUGUUGUUAGUUGCUCUAUAUCGAUACGAGAACAUAGUUAGUCUGUUGUUAGCUGCUAUGUGUCGAGACGAGAACAUAGAUAGUCUGUUGUUAGUUGCUAUGUAUCAAGUCGAGAACAUUGAUAGUCUGUUGUUAGCUGCUAUGUGUCGAGACGAGAACAUAGAUAGUCUGUUGUUAGCUGCUAUGUAUCAAGACGAGAACAUAGAUAGUCUGUUGUUAGUUGCUAUGUAUCGAGACGAGAACAUAGAUAGUCUGUUGUUAGUUGCUAUGUAUCAAGUCGAGAACAUUGAUAGUCUGUUGUUAGCUGCUAUGUGUCGAGACGAGAACAUAGAUAGUCUGUUGUUAGAUGCUAUGUGUCGAGACGAGAACAUAGAUAGUCUGUUGUUAGCUGCUCUAUAUCGAUACGAGAACAUAGAUAGUCUGUUGUUAGCUGUUAUGUAUCGAGACGAGAACAUAGAUAGUAUGUUGUUAGUUGCUAUGUAUCAAGUCGAGAACAUAGAUAGUCUGUUGUUAGUUGCUAUAUUUAUCGAGACGAGAACAUAG
This is a messenger RNA of Lottia gigantea (owl limpet), 612 nucleotides long. RefSeq lists its product as hypothetical. The transcript has a single exon. The record is from RefSeq and is a predicted model, not a curated record. Bases 1 to 612 code for a protein of 203 amino acids. Lineage: Eukaryota; Metazoa; Mollusca; Gastropoda; Lottiidae.